AUGAAGGACACCACAACACCCAAAGCGGCAGGCACGCCACGCGCCUCGAGCCCGACUGUCCAAAAGCCGAGCGAUGCGGCUCAGCCGGCACCGGCCUGCGAGCCUGAAUCCAGCACUCAGAAGAAGAAGCAGGAAACCGAGACGUACCAGCGGAUCAAGAUCACCAGCGAUGGCGAUGCCUACGUGCCACUGGGUUCUUGGGCGAGAAAGAGCAAAGCCACCGAUGACAAGAGUAAAUGCUCAAAUGCAGCUAUCGAGAAACCCAAUGUCGUUAGCAGCAAGCCAGCGCCUUCGAGCUGCCACAACACUUCAGAGUCACCCAUCGAUGGAGAAGACGUUGUGAUUGUGCGGGACGGUCAAAAUUGAGGCAAAUGAUAUGAACCCUACGAGACGAUGCUUGCUUUGAGACGGGGUUUUGAGAAGCGGAUUACGAUUGGCA
This is a messenger RNA of Microdochium trichocladiopsis, 439 nucleotides long. RefSeq lists its product as uncharacterized. The transcript has 2 exons. The coding region runs from base 1 to 366 and encodes 121 amino acids. The record is from RefSeq and is a predicted model, not a curated record. Lineage: Eukaryota; Fungi; Ascomycota; Sordariomycetes; Xylariales; Microdochiaceae.